GAACCCGGAUCCUCAGAGUUUAGAACAAGACGGAUUGAACGCGUUUGGGGAGCCCCUCGUUAUAUUAUAUUAUUUAAUACUGUAUUAUAUUACAUUACAUGACGUUAUCAAAUAUUUCAGGAGCGACUGACAAAAACAAACCGGAGAGUUAGUUGUUUUAGCGGAGGCUCCGGUAAACCGAGGGGGAGGGGCCGGAAGCGGCGUGGGCAGGCUCCCCGCGUGUCACUGCCUGCGUCACGGCGGACGCCGGGAGGGAGUUUUCCACUGACGGAAGAGGCUGAGCCGCUCCAGACAAGAGAGGAGCUUCAGCCGGUACGCCGCUCGCCCCACAGCACAGACGCUCACUCCCCCACACACACACCACCAGUAUUUAUAACACUUAGCACGAAAAGGAGCCGCUUCGCGAAGAGGACGAGCGAAUAUUGGCGCCGUUGGGAUUACUACUUUCUUCUUCGUGAUUUUGCGGCUGUGUCAUCCAUGGUGACCGGAUACGUGAAUCCGUGAUCGUCCACGUUAUCGCCAUGAGUGGACUUCUCAAGAGGAAGUUUGAGGAGGUGGAUGAGGACCCAUGCUACACCUCCCCCUCCUCCCUCUCUUCCUCGGCCUACUCCGGAUGGGACUCGGAGGGCGAGAGCUGCUACUCGGACACCCUGGACUCCACGCCCAGCAACCCCAGCUCCCCGGCCACCAACUUCAGCACCACAUCCGUCCUGAAAAAAGCCAAGAGGGCGCGGCAGGGCAAUGUGACCUUUGACCAGGUCACAGUGUUCUUCUUCCCAAGGUGCCAGGGCUUCACCAGCGUGCCAAGCCGGGGGGGCUGCUCUCUGGGCAUGGUGCAGCGCCACAGUGCCCUCCGCACCUACACCCUGGCUGAGUUCGCUGUGGAGCAGCGGCUCCUGAGGCGGGAAAAGCUCCUCAACAGACUCAGGGAAGAAAAACUGGAGGCUCUAAAAUUGAAGCUGACCAAGAACGGAACCCAGGAUUGUGAGGAGGCAGAGCGGCUGACGGUGGACGACAUCCCCGAGGAGGACAUUGACCUGAGCGGGGCCAACCUCGACGAGGGCUCCUUCCUCCACCCGUACCCAUCCAAGAGGCGGCACGCACUGCUCAAAGCGGCCGGCAUUAAGAAGAUCGACAAAGAGGAGAAAAGGCAGCUCCAUGAGCUGAGGCUCUCCCGGGAGAACUGCGGUUGUGACUGCCAGGGUUUCUGCGAGCCCGAGACCUGCAGCUGCAGCCUGGCCGGCAUCAAAUGCCAGAUGGACCACUCCUCUUUCCCGUGCGGCUGCACCAAGGAUGGCUGUGGCAACACGGAGGGCCGCAUCGAGUUCAACUCCACCAGGGUGCAGACGCACUACAUCCACACCAUCAUGAAGCUGGAGCUGGAGAAGAGGCUGGAGGAGCACUCCGGCACUGAGGAAGAGGAAGACUCGGCCGAGGCUGGCCAGACCUCGGCUGCCCAGUCCGGCUUAACCUUUGGGCCCCAGGGCUUCGCCUCACAGUCGGAGCACCCUGCUAGCCCCUCCUUCCCCUUUAGCUCAGAGCUGGCGACAGCUGGAGAGAACAGUUGUAGCAGUGACAUGACGGACUCGUCCGACUCCUCGGGUCAGAGUGAGGACUUGGAGGCGGGGGAGAGCCUGCAUGAGGAGCGCCCACGGCUGGACGUGGACGAGAGAGGCCUGAGCCGCAUCCUCAGCUUCAGCGACAAGGAUGAUGAGAACGGAGCGAAAAGUAGCAGGGGGGCCAGAGGAGAGGGGAACGGCCCUGACCAAGGCAGCUGCUGCCCGGAGACGCGCCAGGAACAAGGGCAGUCGACAACAGCAGUCAGAAGCUUCAGCGUGAUGGAUUUCCCAGACGAGAAUGACAACAUUGACGCCGCACUGCUGGACUCUGUAGACGAUCACACAGACAAUCGGGCCACGGCCAUCUCGGAACUUUUGGAUGAGAACGCCAAUCAGGGCAACGCCCUGUUUCACAGCGGCAGCGUGCCCCACACACCUUCCCCUUCCAUCGACCGCUCGGCGAGCUACAACAUGGACCUGAGCCUCUCCUCGGAGUCGGACCUCGAGUUCUUCGACGGCUUCCCUUGCCUGGGGCCCAGCUCGCUCUACAACUCCCUCAAGGAGUACGAGCACAUGGACAACUUCUUUCAGUUUCAGUUGCCUAGCUACCCCAGCCUGCCUCAGGCCAGCGACCCUGGGACCUGCCUGCUGGAGUCCCUCAUCGGCCUCUCAGAAUCUGUCCCCGAGCCGCCUGCCACUUUUACAGACAAUCAGCUGUUGGAGGAAGCCAUGAAGUUGUCUGUGAUGGAAUCUGUGAAAGUUUAACACAAACACAAAAAAAGAAGUAGUUGUGUGGACUGUGUGAGGAGACGCGCGGGGUUUAGGGGACAGCACAUGCACAUAAGAUGUCAAAUGAAACCUGUUUGACGUGGGAGGAAGCAGUGAUUAUUAUUUUUCUCCUCUUGCCUAUGAAAUGUUCAGAUUCCAGACUUGCCUUCAAAACGUUAGCAAAGCAGUCGGGGGGAAGAGGGGAAGGGGGUACUGCUGUGAGAACUGGCAGCUAGUGUUUUCACUGAAAAGGGUAAAGGCAACAAAAAAAAAAGACAAUAAAAGAAUUUGACAACCCUGAUCUGGGCCCGCGUAAACCAGUGACGGCUCUUGGGGACGCUGUUUCGACCAAGCGAGGCAUUGGGGACAUGCUGGAGACAGUGGCGACCGUCGGCGGGCGAGGUUGGGACUCUACACAGCUGAAUGUGCACCUCAGGGAUGUUUUUUUUUUUUUUUCCUUUUCUAGCUUUUGGAGGCAACGUUAUGGUGACCAUGGCUGUGAUGGUUUUAAUUUUAUUUUAUUUUAUUUUGGUAAGAAAACCCCUGUCGAAUCACAACGUAGUCGUGCUGGUGACCUCCCUGUCAGGCUCGGUACGACCAGAGAUGGCAAGGACCCCCCUCCCCCCCCCCCCCCGUGUUGAGUCUGGAAGCUACUCAGCUCUUUUCGACCUAAGAAUCCCCACCCCCAAAGGGUCUAAGAAUCCCCCUCCCACCCCCAAGGGUCUUGUGUGGUACAGAAAAGAGAAACGGAUCCCUCUCCAAGCUCCUCGAUCAGCACUUUACUUGUGAAGACGGUUGUGUGUGUGGAGAAGACGGUUGUGUGUGUGUGUGUGUGUGUGUGUGUACACAACGGCAGCAUGUCGGUGCAUCCGGGGUCGAUUCUGAACAGUGGGAGCGCUUCAUUAGAGGAGCUUCUGCUUCUAUGGCGGAAGCUUCCGGAAACAUUUCUGAGGUAACACUCAUAACAGAAAAAAAAGGCUGUAAGUGUAUUAUCAUUAACAUCUAUUUUUUUUUCAUUUUUAAAUUAUUUCCUGUAUGAUUUUUAUUAUUUAUUUCACAUAAAGUCUACUUGCAUUCAAGCAGCACUGUGGUUUUGACAUUUUUUUUUUCCACCUCCAAGUGCAAUCUCUUCCUUCCCUGUCCGUAAUCCCUUCAAGGCAUUGUCAUGGGAAAUGGGGACCACAAGUCCAUCAAAUAAAAAGAAGAUAGUAUUUAAUGUUCUGUUCUACCUUUUAUCACGUUUUGGUAACUUAUUAUGUCAUUCUGUCACUAGUUACUUAUUUAAUUUAAGACACUUUGGCAAUAAAAUGGGCUGUUGUGACGUUUACUGGAUGUGCCUGCUUCUCUGGGAGCUGUGUGUGUGUGUGCGCGCGUGUGCACACGUGUGUGCAGGCAUGCAUGUGUGUAUGCACGUGUGUGUGCAGGCAUGCAUGUGUGUAUGCACGUGUGUGUUUGUGCAGGCAUGUGUGCAGGCGUGUGCGUGCGCGUAUGCACGUGUGUGUGCAGGUAUGCAUGCCUGUGUUUGUUUGUGCAGGUGUGUGUGUGUGUGUAUGUGUGUGUGCACGUAUGUGCAGGCGUGUGUGUGUGCACGCGCACACACACGGCGCUCCCAUUUAAGCUUUGGGACUGAAAACUGUGGAAUCUCCCUAUUUGCUGAAACUAAAUUAUGGGUCUGUUGUAUUGCUGCCUAAUGUAACCAUAGAAGAAAAACUACACUAAUAUUUUGUAACUAAUUUAUGUAGGUUGAAGAAAGAAUUCUAAUCACUGACAAAUUGAUUAUUUUAUUAAGAAAGCAAAAAUGAGUAAUUUUCGAUCUGCAAAACCUUUGUACUAUAUGUCUGAGAGAGAGAGAGAUGUGUACGCAUGAAGGCUGUCGCUGUCUCGCGCUCUGAGUAUUUUUGGUGGCCGGUCUCGCGGUUGGACGUCGUAGCAGAAAACCACUGAAACCGAGUAAAUUGCAACGAUCAAUCUGAUUGUAAUCAAAACGUUUGGGAAGCCUGUGACCAGGGUCACGUCGCGAUGUAAACGAAACGUGUGUGUGUGUGGGGGGGGGGGGUGUUUUUGGGGAUGAAAACUGCAUAUAUUAUACAAUUUUUAUCACAGACCAAAAACCGGAGUUGAGGAGAGUUGCCUCGUCUUUUCUAAUCAAACGUAGACCUUCGUGUAACGGUGGUUUGCGCCGUGGCCAGUCUGCCCAGUCGAGGGACAGGAGAGUCCAUGUACAUAUUACCCCCCACCUGCCCACAGCCACUCCGGACCCUUUACAGGAGCUCUGCAUGCAGGUCCCGUUUGUUAAUAAAAGCUCUUCCCACUUAUUGUAUACUUUGAAAAGUGCAACUUGCACAUCGGAAAUGUAUUAACUUUUCGCUUUUCUGCCUUUUUUUUUUGUUACUUUUGAAAUCCACCCAAUGUAUGUUCUUGCGUGCCGCAGAGAGGGCACUGAGUUCUUUGCAAGUAAAACAUUAUCUUGUGUAAAAAAAAAAACCCAUAAAUUCUCAUGAAGAAAUGGCAACAGUGAGUAUUUAUCAAUGUAAUGUAUUACAGCUUCUUUUUUUUUUAAUUUUCAAAGAACGUGUCUUACUUUGUUGCCUUUGUGUUGUACAUACUUCUGCUUGAAUGGUUCUGCAGAGCAAUCAAAGCUGCUUUAUUUUUACAUAUUCACACUUUAACCUGCCAUUCAGAAACUUUCUUUUAUCCAAGCCAUUUUGACAGCUUGUCCCUCCAAAAAAUAAACAAAAAAAACAUUUUCUUAAAA
Molecule: messenger RNA, 5082 nt
Organism: Lampris incognitus (smalleye Pacific opah)
Lineage: Eukaryota; Metazoa; Chordata; Actinopteri; Lampriformes; Lampridae
Gene: csrnp1b
Product: cysteine-serine-rich nuclear protein 1b
Exons: 5
Coding region: 522-2324 (600 amino acids)
Biological process (GO): regulation of transcription by RNA polymerase II
Cellular component (GO): nucleus
Molecular function (GO): DNA-binding transcription factor activity, RNA polymerase II-specific; sequence-specific DNA binding
Source: RefSeq, a predicted model, not a curated record